AUGGGCAUACCGUCGCAUCCAGCGUCCAACGCCAUCAUCUAUCUGACCCUAGGCGCCUUCCUGGUCUUGGGAUGCUUCGUCGCAUGGCGGUUGCGACACCAGUCUAAGACUGAGUGGCUGUCUAGCAACCGUACACAGAAGGGCGUUCCGCUCGCUCUUAACUUCAUCGCCUCGUCACUCGGUUCUGGUAUCCUGUUUACCUAUCCUCAGAUUGCGACCAUCGCCGGUGUACAAGGUCUCCUAGUCUAUGCACUGUCAUCGGCCCUCCCGCUUCUGAUCUUCGGUGCCCUGGGGCCUAUUAUCCGACGCAAAUGUCCCGAAGGCUUCGUCCUGACCGAAUGGACGCGCCAGCGUUACGGUGCUGUUGCAGGUCUUUUCCUGAGCAUCUGCACACUCAUCACUAUGUUUUUGUACAUGGUUGCCGAGUUGUCCGCCCUCCAGCAGAUCGUCAACCUCCUCACCGGUCUGAACGGCCUCCCGGUCGUGAUUGUUGAGUGCGCAGUAACAACAAUCUACACCUCGCUGGGCGGUUUCAAGGUUUCGUUCGUAACCGACAACAUCCAAGGAGCCAUGGUCGUUGGACUGAUCAUUCUGGGCGUUAUCGCAGUUGGUGUCGAAACAGAUAUCCAACGCCCGCUCAUUGAGAAAUCUGGCUACCUGAACUCUUCGCUCCUAGGCUGGCAGCUGCUGUACAUUCUUCCCGUCGCCAUCUUGACAAACGACUUUUUCCUAAGUGGUUUCUGGAUGCGCACUUUCGCGUCGCGUACAGACAAGGAUCUCUGGAUUGGUGUCUCACUCGCAUCAGUUGGUGUCCUCAUCAUAUUGACCCUUGUUGGUGUCGCAGGUCUGCUUGCUGCAUGGAGUGGCGCGUGGGACAUGACCGACGCAGAUACCGGAUCUCUCUCCCUCUUUCUUCUGCUCUCGCAGCUGCCCAACUGGGUCGUUGGUGUUGUCCUUGUCAUGACCAUCUCGCUCUCUGCCGCUGCGUUCGACUCGUUUCAGAGUGCUAUGAUUUCCACUGGCUCUAACGACUUCUUCCGCAACAAGCUGAACAUCUGGUUCAUCCGCGCAUGCGUCGUGGCUAUCAUCUUCCCGGUCGUUGUUGUCGCACUUCGAUCUCCAAACAUUCUCCAGAUUUUUCUGAUCAGCGAUCUGGUCAGUGCAGCGGUUGUGCCUUGCCUGGUCAUUGGGUUGAGCGACAAGUUCUACUGGUACCGUGGUUUUGACUUUGUUGUCGGCGGUCUGGGUGGUAUCCUCACCAUCUUCCUAUUCGGACUCGUCUACUACAAUGGUGAUGUCACCUUGGCUGGCCGUCUCCUUCUUCUUGAAGGUGGACUUUACGCCAACGACUGGAGUGCAUUUGGUGCUUUCGUCGCCGCACCCUUUGGCGGUCUUCUCUGGGCCUUUGGUGCCUGCGCCGUUCGCAUCUCCGCACUCUGGAUCUGGGCCAAGGUCAAGGGCCACCGUUUCGAUGCGCUGGACCGCCCUGUUCCCCGCGAGACGACACCCCCUGGCGCAAUCGACGCCGACGAGCACGCCACCGUCCUCGAGCACAACGUCGAGGCUGGCAAGAGCGGCAGGUUCUUCUAG
Ascochyta rabiei is the source of this 1590-nucleotide messenger RNA. RefSeq lists its product as uncharacterized. Bases 1 to 1590 code for a protein of 529 amino acids. The record is from RefSeq and is a predicted model, not a curated record. Gene Ontology annotation, cellular component: membrane. Gene Ontology annotation, molecular function: transmembrane transporter activity. NCBI's taxonomy places the organism in Eukaryota, Fungi, Ascomycota, Dothideomycetes, Pleosporales, Didymellaceae. Gene Ontology annotation, biological process: transmembrane transport. The transcript has 5 exons.